AUGGAACCUGGAACCGUGGGUGGCGCCAAGUACGGUGUUGCUAAGAAGACCAACAUCAUCGGCGUGAAGGUCUUGGACAGUGACACCGGAAGCGCAUCAGAUGUCUUCGCUGGAUUUGACUGGACGGUCAACGACAUCGUUUCCAAGGGCCGCCAAAACACCGCCGUCAUCAACGUCUCGCUCGGCUCUUCCGCGUCAACAACAUGGGAUGCCGCUAUCACUGCAGCAUGGAAGAAGGGCGUUCUCGUCGUGACAUCAGCAGGAAACGAGGAUUCCCCUGCUAUCAACAGCUCGCCAGCUCGCUCCCCUGAAGUUAUCUGUGUUGGUAACAUCGAAAUCACCAACAAGAGACACAGCGGCGGUGGAGGCUCCAACUACGGCGCUGCGGUCGACAUCUUUGCUGCUGGAACGAACAUUGUAUCGGCAUCCAACCUGGGCGACACAGAGACGAGGACGCUGACCGGUACUUCCAUGGCAUCUCCUCACGUAGCGGGCUUGGUCUCGUACCUCCGUGGUCUUGAAGGGCCGUCAACUGCUGCCGAUGUCAAGGCGAGGGUGUAUGCGCUAGCUACGCCCAAUGUUGUGACGGAUCCAAUGGGCUCGGUCAACCUACUCGCGUUCAAUGGUAACAGCAAGUAG
This is a messenger RNA of Alternaria metachromatica, 639 nucleotides long. RefSeq lists its product as uncharacterized. The transcript has 2 exons. The coding region runs from base 1 to 639 and encodes 212 amino acids. Lineage: Eukaryota; Fungi; Ascomycota; Dothideomycetes; Pleosporales; Pleosporaceae. The record is from RefSeq and is a predicted model, not a curated record. Gene Ontology annotation, biological process: proteolysis. Gene Ontology annotation, molecular function: serine-type endopeptidase activity.